AUGGCAUGGACAAGUGAGAUGGACCGCUGUCUUAGUGACAUACUUGUUGAGCAAGUGAAAAAAGGAAACAGGAUAGAUGGCACUUUGAAAGCUGCAGCAUACAGAGCAGCACUUAAAGCCUUAAAUGAAAAUUUUGGGCUCGACCUGACAAAAGGACACAUUCAAAAUCGGCUAAAAACAUGGAAGAAGCAGUUUGGGAUUUUAAAGGAGCUCCUUUCUCAUAAAGGAUUUAGGUGGGAUGAGACACAAAAGAUGGUUAUUGCAGAUAAUUCUGUAUGGAAUGACUAUAUCAAGACUCACCCUGAUGCCAGGAUUUUCCGCAAUAGACAUAUUCAGAACUACGAUCAAUUGUACACCAUCUUUGGCAAUUAUAAUGAGCCUGCGGUGGCUGUUGAUGCGUCUUCUAUUCAAUAUGGUGGUAUGGCAAAAGAUCAAGGAACCAGGUGGAAGGUUCUCUCUUCUUCAUCAGUAUCCUCGUCAUCUUUUGAUUCAAGCUAUUAUAAUUUUGUUCAUUCUCAAUGUUACCUGCUAAAUCCAUCUAAUUGA
Molecule: messenger RNA, 546 nt
Organism: Juglans regia (Persian walnut)
Lineage: Eukaryota; Viridiplantae; Streptophyta; Magnoliopsida; Fagales; Juglandaceae
Product: L10-interacting MYB domain-containing protein-like
Exons: 3
Coding region: 1-546 (181 amino acids)
Source: RefSeq, a predicted model, not a curated record